This is a messenger RNA of Nannospalax galili (Upper Galilee mountains blind mole rat), 2099 nucleotides long. RefSeq names its product UDP-glucuronate decarboxylase 1 (gene Uxs1). The record is from RefSeq and is a predicted model, not a curated record. Lineage: Eukaryota; Metazoa; Chordata; Mammalia; Rodentia; Spalacidae. The coding region runs from base 91 to 1368 and encodes 425 amino acids. The transcript has 15 exons. Gene Ontology annotation, biological process: D-xylose metabolic process. Gene Ontology annotation, cellular component: cytoplasm. Gene Ontology annotation, molecular function: UDP-glucuronate decarboxylase activity; NAD+ binding.
GCAAGCGGCUGGGGGCGGGGCUGGGGCCGCCGCGCAUUGUGCAGCAGGCGGGCCGGCGCGGCAGGCCCUGGACCGGUGCGGUUCCUGGGCAUGGUGAGCAAGUCGCUGCUGCGCCUAGCGUCUGCGGUCAACCGCAGGAGGAUGAAGCUGCUGCUGGGCAUCGCGCUGCUCGCCUACGCCGCCUCUGUUUGGGGCAACUUUGUUAAUAUGAGCUUUCUGCUCAACAGGUCUCUCCAGGAAAAUGGUGAACUGAAAAUUGAAAGCAAGAUCGAAGAGAUUGUUGAACCAUUAAGAGAGAAAAUCAGAGAUUUGGAAAAGAGCUUCACCCAGAAAUACCCACCGGUCAAGUUUUUAUCAGAAAAGGACCGUAAAAGAAUUUUGAUCACCGGAGGUGCAGGGUUCGUGGGCUCCCAUCUGACUGACAAACUCAUGAUGGAUGGCCAUGAGGUUACAGUGGUGGACAACUUCUUCACUGGCAGGAAGAGAAAUGUGGAGCACUGGAUCGGCCAUGAGAACUUCGAGCUGAUUAACCAUGAUGUGGUGGAGCCCCUCUAUAUUGAAGUUGACCAGAUAUACCAUCUGGCAUCCCCAGCCUCUCCCCCAAACUACAUGUACAAUCCCAUCAAAACACUGAAGACCAAUACGAUUGGGACGUUAAACAUGCUGGGACUGGCAAAGCGUGUAGGUGCCCGUCUGCUCCUAGCCUCCACGUCAGAGGUAUAUGGAGAUCCUGAAGUCCACCCUCAAAGUGAGGAUUACUGGGGCCAUGUGAAUCCCAUAGGACCCCGGGCCUGCUACGACGAGGGCAAACGUGUCGCAGAGACCAUGUGCUAUGCCUACAUGAAGCAGGAAGGUGUGGAAGUACGGGUAGCGAGAAUCUUCAACACCUUUGGACCACGCAUGCACAUGAACGACGGGAGGGUUGUCAGCAACUUCAUCCUGCAGGCACUGCAGGGGGAGCCGCUCACGGUAUAUGGAUCCGGGUCUCAGACAAGGGCAUUCCAGUAUGUCAGUGACCUGGUGAAUGGCCUGGUGGUACUCAUGAAUAGCAAUGUCAGCAGCCCUGUCAACCUGGGGAACCCAGAGGAACACACUAUCCUGGAAUUUGCUCAGUUAAUUAAAAACCUUGUUGGUAGUGGAAGUGAAAUUCAGUUUCUCUCUGAAGCCCAGGAUGACCCACAGAAAAGAAAACCAGACAUCAAAAAAGCAAAGCUGAUGUUGGGAUGGGAGCCUGUGGUCCCACUGGAGGAAGGACUGAAUAAAGCCAUUCACUACUUCCGGAAAGAACUGGAGUACCAGGCUAACAACCAGUACAUCCCCAAACCAAAGCCUGCCAGAAUAAAGAAGGGCCGGACGCGCCAUAACUGAGUGGCUCUUAGGACACGAGACUCCCUGUUUUACACUCGAUGAGAUGGACUUUUGUGAGAUUCUUUUUGUUUUUGUUUAUUAUUUUUUUAAAGGACUUAAACAGGUGUCAUGAAGAACAAACUGGAAUUUCAUUCUGAAGCUUGCUUUAAAGACGUGGAUGUGCCUAAAAGUUCCCUCAAAACCUUAGACUUUGCCUUGCACUUUUUGAAUCUUUUUAUGUAAAAUAGCCUAGAUGCAUCUCGCUAUUUUCAGGUUUUUUAUCUUGCUGUUAGAGUGUAUGUUGUAACUGUCAUUGACAGUUUUAUUUACUGGUUUCUUUGUGAAGCUGAAAAGGAACAUUAAAUGGGAUGAAAAUGCCAAUUUUAUUUAUAAAAGUAGGUACUUAUAAAUGAGACGUUAUACUAUGCAUAAGAAUAAAAAUCUUAGCAGUAUUGUCAGGUGGGUGGUGCACCGGCAUUUAUUUUGGGACAGAUGAAAGAAUUCUGUUUUAGAGCUUUAUGUUUCUUUUUUAAUUCAGAAUUUUCCCAAGGUCUAGUGUUUAGUUACAAACUUGACUUUGAAAUAUCUCUGGUUAUCUUGAUCAAGGAUAAUUUGAAAUCACUACUGUGUUGUGCUGCGUAUUCAGGAGGAGGGGUGGGGAACAAAGUUAACAUAUUCUUGGUUAACCAUGAUUAAAUAUGCUAUUUUAAUAAAAUAUUGAAAAUCCUCAGUCACAGACCUUCAGUUACAAA